Gordionus sp. m RMFG-2023 is the source of this 1627-nucleotide messenger RNA. RefSeq names its product epidermal growth factor receptor substrate 15-like 1. Bases 47 to 1471 code for a protein of 474 amino acids. Gene Ontology annotation, cellular component: plasma membrane; cytoplasm; clathrin coat of coated pit. The record is from RefSeq and is a predicted model, not a curated record. The transcript is spliced from 14 exons. Gene Ontology annotation, molecular function: cadherin binding; calcium ion binding. Lineage: Eukaryota; Metazoa; Nematomorpha; Gordioida; Chordodea; Parachordodidae. Gene Ontology annotation, biological process: endosomal transport; endocytosis.
AUAAUUGUCAUAUGUUUAAAUGUAAUUUUCACUUAUCCGAAAAUAAAUGAUAAGAUCCGAAGAAAAGCUUAAAUUGGAAAAGAUUUUUGAAGAUAUAAGCGAAAAUGGUCUUCUAAGUGGAACCAAAGCUAAAGAGAUGAUGAUACAAACUGGUAUUCCUGUUAAUAUUUUGGCUAAAAUAUGGGAUAUGAGUGAUUUAGACAAAGAUGGUGCUUUAGAUCAGAAUGAAUUUAUUAUUUCUAUGUAUUUGAUAAACAAGGCAAAAUCCAAUAAUAUGCCUAAUGAGCUUCCAAUAGAAUUUUAUAAGUCUCUAGGUUAUCCAACCAAUAUACCUUUAUUAACAACCAAAAAUGUAACAUCACCUUCAUCAGUUCUUUUAACUGACCCAAAGGAUUCUCCAGAAAAGUUAUUUAAAUCUUUAGAUAUGGACAGAGAUGGCUUUAUUAAUGGAGUAGAUUGUAAAAAUAUUUUCUUAGCUACACAAUUAUCUCAACCUUUGUUAGCACACAUUUGGAACAUAUGUGAUAUUGAGAAAACAGGCAUGCUGGAUCAAGACCAUUUUAAAUUGGCCUGGUAUUUAAUCAAUCAAAAGAUCAACAAUUCUAUAGAUCCCCCAUCACAAUUUUAUCCAGAAUUGAUUGAAUUAAGUAGAAAAUAUAAUCCCAAUACCCAAAUUCUUUUGAUGGAAGCUGAUUGCCAAGAACUAUCGAGAGGCAAUGAAAUUACUACUUUAAUCAAAGAGUUAGAAGAAAUCAAUGAGGAAAAAAUUAAGAUCGAAUCAAAGAUAACUGCAAGGGAAAACGAAUUAAGAUCCAGAAACGACAUUUAUUUGGAAAUGAAGAAGGAAGUUGAAAUCUUAAAUGAGUCCGUUAAAAUAUUGGAAAAUGAUAAAGAAAAAGGUAUUCACAGAUUGGACGAAUUAAAUAUCAAAGAAAAAAAUUUUAUCGACAGAAUACGUGACACACAGAACCAAGUAGAAAAGUUGGAGAACGAGAUAAAGGACAUAAAUAAGGUUAUAUUUCAAAAGAAAGUCAACCUGCCUGUAGACCAAUCUCUCAAGGGCGAUCAGAGAUCUAUGGAAAGUUAUUACAUAGAUCAAUUAUUGCAUGAGGAGGCACAUCUGAUGAAGCAGAUUGAGAUUUGCGAGGAAAAACUAAUAAAUCUUAAAACAAAACCGUUUCCAUCUGUUGGUGACAAUGGCAUUAAAAAUGAAACUAAUUAUGAUCCAUUUUUAGACUCCUUUGCCAACGCCACGAUUACAAACGCUCCACAAACUGAUGGUUUCGUAGAUGAUCCAUUUUUUUCUUCGCCAACCAAUUUGUUUUCAAAUAAUCAUCGAUCUUCCAAUAACAUUCCUCCGUCAUUAAAAUCAACUCACGAUAAAGGUUUUGAGGAUGAUCCAUUCGCUCCAAUAUUUCAAGAUAAAUUCCAUACGGAGCAGCCUACUUUCGCAAAUUACAAUGCUUUUUGAAGCCAUAAUUAAUUCGUUAGUUUAAAUUUUUGAUUAGUAUCAUUAUUUAUAUUUUAUUAACUAACUACUUUUACUACCUUAUAUCUUAAAAUCGAGUUUUGUAUCUAUCAUUAUAUAAUACAAUACGGUGUAUUAUUAUAUUUACAAAAUAAUUGU